AUGGCACACGAAGCAGACAUCGAAAUCGUCACUUUUGGACCAAAUGACCCAGAAGAUCCUAGAAAUUGGCCGCAGAGGAGGAAGGUGGGGAUAGUCGCAAUGCUUUGUGUUAUGUCGUUUUGCGCGGUUUUUGGUUCAUCAUCAUAUGCCCCAGGAGAGACUCAAGUUGAAAAGGUAUAUGGUGUCAGUGAAGUUAUCGCGAGCACAGGGUUGACGUGUGUUCGGAGCGCCUAUUUAGUUCGAUUCUUUACUGGCUGUGCUGCCGCAUGCCCAUUGAACAAUGGGACGGGUCUUUCCGCUGACAUGUUCAACAAUGAUAUGAAGAAGUUAGGAAAAGCGUUACUAUAUUACUUCUGCCCUCUUUCAGGACCUGUGUUUGGCACCCUGGUUGGUUUCUUCGUAGCAGCGAAAUCCACGGGCUCGGCCCUAUGGGUCGUGAGAGUACAUUUCUUCUUCAGCAUCGCCGUCUUGCCCCUAGCGUACAUGCUACCUGAGACUCACGGGCCAACCCUCCUGGCACGAAAAGCCAAACGACUCCGUGCCGAAGGACGAAAUGCAUAUGCCGCUCAUGAAGUACGAAAGUUAUCCAAAAUGGAAUUGAUUCAGAGGCAUAUUAUCAGACCAUCAGUUAUGAUCACAUGUGAACCAAUUAUCCAAGGAGCAGCAUUAUGGAUAUCCCUCGCAUAUGGAAUAAUAUACUUCUUCUUCGAGGCCUAUCCUGUGGUGUUCGUAAAGCAGCAUAAUUUCCCUUUCAUCUUGGGAGGUCUCCCCUUUCUUGCAAUUCCUGUAGGCAUGGUCUUCGUCAUGGUGUUCUUUGAGCCCAUCCUUCGCUUCUCUAACUCGAUAACGAUACCCGGAGUCACUACAAAGGGUUCUAGCCUUGCCACUCCAGAAGGCCGCCUUAAGGUAGUGGUUUCUGCUUGCUUUUUGAUGCCUAUAUCUCUGUUUUGGUUUGCCUGGACUAGCGGGCCGGAGACACACUGGAUAGCACCCACCUUAUCAGGAAUUCCAUUUGGUUAUUCGAUGUAUCUCAUAUUCUCAUGCUUCAAUGCAUAUUCAUCACAGACUUACACAAUAUAUGCAUCCAGCGCAUCGUCGUGUAAUGUAUUCGUACGGUCAUUAAUAGCUUCUGUGUUGCCAGUGCUGGCCCACUAUCUGCUAGAUAACUUGGGGACUAAAUGGGGAGGUAUGCAUAGUUGCUUUGUCUCUUGGAUAUCUGAGCUGAAAAAGGGUGGUGCAGUGUCGAUAUUUGGCUUCCUCUCGCUCGGUCUUCUCCCUAUACCUUUAAUAUUCAUCCGAUAUGGUGCUAGUCUGAGACAGCACUCUCGUUUUGCUCAAGAAGCUUUGAGCAUCGUCGCCGAUAUGCAACACAUGCGACAAAAACAGCAUGAGGGAGGAACGACCACGAGUACGAUAUCUGAAGAACACAACCAAGCACCACUCAACCAAGGAAUCACUAGCACACUCUCUGAGGAACUGACGCAGGUAGACAAUAUAGCGGAAAAUGACUCUGUGUUGGGGGUGGUGUAG
Serpula lacrymans var. lacrymans S7.9 is the source of this 1530-nucleotide messenger RNA. RefSeq lists its product as uncharacterized. Gene Ontology annotation, biological process: transmembrane transport. Lineage: Eukaryota; Fungi; Basidiomycota; Agaricomycetes; Boletales; Serpulaceae. Gene Ontology annotation, molecular function: transmembrane transporter activity. The coding region runs from base 1 to 1530 and encodes 509 amino acids. The record is from RefSeq and is a predicted model, not a curated record. The transcript has 15 exons.